This is a messenger RNA of Fulmarus glacialis (Northern fulmar), 357 nucleotides long. RefSeq names its product ribosomal protein S20 (gene RPS20). The transcript is spliced from 3 exons. The record is from RefSeq and is a predicted model, not a curated record. Lineage: Eukaryota; Metazoa; Chordata; Aves; Procellariiformes; Procellariidae. Gene Ontology annotation, biological process: translation. Gene Ontology annotation, cellular component: ribosome; cytosolic small ribosomal subunit. The annotation marks the transcript as partial. Gene Ontology annotation, molecular function: structural constituent of ribosome; RNA binding.
GCGUUUAAAGAUACUGGCAAAGCACCUGUGGAACAAGAGGUAGCAAUCCAUCGCAUUAGAAUCACUUUGACAAGUCGCAAUGUAAAAUCACUUGAGAAGGUUUGUGCUGACUUGAUCAGAGGUGCUAAGGAAAAAAACCUAAAGGUGAAAGGACCUGUUCGUAUGCCCACCAAGACUUUGCGAAUCACUACCAGGAAGACGCCUUGUGGUGAGGGUUCCAAGACCUGGGAUCGUUUCCAAAUGCGUAUCCAUAAGCGGCUCAUUGACUUACACAGCCCUUCUGAGAUUGUGAAGCAGAUCACUUCCAUCAGCAUUGAACCAGGUGUAGAAGUUGAAGUUACUAUUGCCGAUGCCUAA